AUGAUUCCCUUGUCAAGCUUUUUUUGUAUUAUUUUUGCCGUUGCAUCAUUCUAUGGUGUUUCUGCAGAGAUUGUGAAAUAUACUGUCACUUUUGAUCCGUGUGUUCAGAACGCAACUUGUCCUCAAGGAAAUCCAGCUAAAUUCAAUCACACUUUCGCUUUGAAUGGUACCCUCAGUCCAAAACUGAAUUUGACCGUUGGAGAUCGAUUACAAUUUAAUUUAGCUGUAAAUGUUUCAAUUCAUCCGUUAACAAUCUGCCAAAAUAGCCCCAUACCCCAAUUCUGCCAAGGGGUGAAUGGUACUGAUGAACUUAAUAUUCCAAUUACUCAAGCAGGCGAAACAACUUCCGUUACUUUCAUUGCUGUUGGUACUUACUAUUAUGGGUGUAAUUAUCAUCCGGGAAUGGGUGCCUUAAUUAAUGUCACCAGCUCAACUAUUGUCAAGUCAUCACGUUCACGUGUAAAUACUCGUACUGGACAUAAAUUACGUAUACCCUUCUAA
Rotaria socialis is the source of this 501-nucleotide messenger RNA. The record is from the annotation of a GenBank genome assembly. NCBI's taxonomy places the organism in Eukaryota, Metazoa, Rotifera, Eurotatoria, Philodinida, Philodinidae.